AUCCACACACUGAAUUGUUGAAGCACGUUCCCUCUGAGAGCACUGUCACUUUUGAAUGCAUUUAGUUUGGAAGGCGUGAAUAUUUGGAUGUGGCGGACACCAGCAUCGACCGGCCCCCUCCGUCAAGACCGUCAAAUGUUCUUCCACGCGACACUCGCCCGAAGCUUCAUCAACGCAUUAAGUGUCCGUGGAGAUGAUGACGCAGUGGACAGGCUCAAUUACUACUACACUCCACUUAUUCUAGCAGUAUGCUGUUUAGUAAUUUCUGCAAAACAGUAUGGAGGCACUCCGAUAGAGUGUUGGGUGAAUCCUCAUAGCAGAGAAUCUAUGGAAGAAUAUAUUGAAUCGUAUUGUUGGAUUCAAAAUACCUAUUGGAUACCAAUGUAUGAAAAUGUACCGGAUGAUCAUACGGCGAGAGAGGAAAAACAAAUUGGAUAUUAUCAAUGGGUUCCAUUUAUUCUUAUCGCUGAAGCUCUCAUGUUCUCACUUCCCUGUAUAUUUUGGAGACUCUGCAGCUUUCAGUCAGGACUAAACAUUCAAACAUUAAUCAACGCGGCGUGCGAUGGUCAAGCACUUUUGGAUGCUUCUGAUCGGCAAAAGGCCGUGGAAGCAAUCACCACAAAUUUCGUGGACAACCUCGACCUACAAUCUCCGAACGGAAGAAUUCGAGCCCGUGGAUGGAUUGCUCGAAUCAAAUUUUCAAGAUUUCUUUCCGGACAGUGUUUAUCGAUUUUACAUAGUUUCACGAAAUUACUGUACUCGAUGAAUGUGGUGGCACAAUUUUUGAUACUCAAUGCGUGCCUCAAAAGUAGCGAUUUCUUGUUUUUCGGAUUUCAGGUGCUCAACGAUAUCUGGGCGGGCCGCCCGUGGACAGAAACCGGUCAUUUUCCACGUGUAACGCUUUGCGAUUUCGAAGUUCGAUAUCUGGCGAAUCUUAAUCGAUAUACAGUUCAAUGUGCUCUGCUAAUCAAUAUAAUCAAUGAAAAAGUGUUCGCGUUCCUCUGGUGCUGGUACAUGAUCCUGGCGAUAAUCACCACUUGCUCGUUUAUUUAUUGGAUUGCUAACUCGUUUAUCCAUUCGGAAAAGGUGGACUAUGUCAUGAAAUUCAUCCAAAUCGCAGAGUCCAGCGAGUUUAAGAAGCUGCAAAAGUUCGAGAAGGAUGCGACAGUGGAGAGGCUUUAUACUGUCAUUGCGUUUGCGCCGCACUUGCUCGACACUUUUGUCUCGGAUUUUUUGAAAUCUGAUGGGGUCCUAAUGCUCCGAAUGAUCUCCAAUCACGCUGGAGAUAUGAUUGUCGUGCAGCUUGUCAGAAAUCUGUGGCAAGAGUUCCGAGAGCGAAAUUGGCGGGAAUUCGAAGAGCACGAGGAGAUGAAGGAUGUCGAGAUGCGACGGAUACAUGGAGGGGAACGAAUUGUUAUAUCGAAUCCUGGACAGACGAAAUCGUUUCUUUAAAUUGUAUUUUGAAAAUAGCUAUUUUGAAUUGUGUCGGGUCAUUAUAUAUUGAAAGCUAAAAAA
Molecule: messenger RNA, 1515 nt
Organism: Caenorhabditis elegans
Lineage: Eukaryota; Metazoa; Nematoda; Chromadorea; Rhabditida; Rhabditidae
Gene: inx-19
Product: Innexin-19
Exons: 6
Coding region: 88-1452 (454 amino acids)
Biological process (GO): transmembrane transport
Cellular component (GO): gap junction; plasma membrane
Source: RefSeq, marked reviewed